AUGGUUUUAUCAUUUAUAUUAGUGCAGAACCGCCAGGGUAAGACGCGCCUGGCCAAGUGGUAUGCGCCUUACAGCGAUGAGGAGAAAGUGAAACUCAAGGGCGAGGUUCAUCGCCUUGUCGCCCCCAGAGAUCAGAAAUACCAGUCAAAUUUCGUCGAGUUCAAGCGGAGUACGAAGGUCGUGUAUCGAAGAUAUGCAGGGUUGUUCUUCUGUGUGUGCGUUGACGCAACGGACAAUGAGCUAGCGUACCUGGAGGCUAUACAUUUCUUUGUCGAGGUUCUGGAUCAGUUUUUUGGCAAUGUCUGUGAGCUGGACCUGGUCUUCAACUUCUACAAGGUUUAUGCGAUUCUCGAUGAGGUCUUUCUCGCAGGCGAAAUCGAAGAAACUAGCAAGCAGGUUGUGCUCACAAGGCUGGAGCACCUGGAUAAGCUAGAGUGA
Aspergillus clavatus NRRL 1 is the source of this 438-nucleotide messenger RNA. Its product is annotated as AP-2 complex subunit sigma. Gene Ontology annotation, biological process: protein transport; clathrin-dependent endocytosis. Gene Ontology annotation, molecular function: clathrin-cargo adaptor activity. Gene Ontology annotation, cellular component: intracellular membrane-bounded organelle; AP-2 adaptor complex. The transcript has 5 exons. The record is from RefSeq and is a predicted model, not a curated record. NCBI's taxonomy places the organism in Eukaryota, Fungi, Ascomycota, Eurotiomycetes, Eurotiales, Aspergillaceae. The coding region runs from base 1 to 438 and encodes 145 amino acids.